This is a messenger RNA of Achroia grisella, 1493 nucleotides long. RefSeq names its product 2-amino-3-ketobutyrate coenzyme A ligase, mitochondrial (gene Gcat). Gene Ontology annotation, molecular function: glycine C-acetyltransferase activity; pyridoxal phosphate binding. Gene Ontology annotation, biological process: biosynthetic process; L-threonine catabolic process. Lineage: Eukaryota; Metazoa; Arthropoda; Insecta; Lepidoptera; Pyralidae. The transcript is spliced from 9 exons. The record is from RefSeq and is a predicted model, not a curated record. Bases 73 to 1353 code for a protein of 426 amino acids.
UUGGCAUCCCUGAUACUAUAUACCCGUUGGGACGGUGUCGCGCGAACAGCGACCGCGCCUCCAUUCGACGAUAUGGCGCUACGUACACAACUACUGCGUGCCGUGUGCAAUGGUUCUCAAGCUCGUCAGUUUAGUGAAUUGAAGGGAAAAGAACGCGAAGGCGUAAUUUUACUUCGAGACGUGCUUGACGACCGGCUACGAGAGAUUAAGAGAGCAAAGACUUGGAAACAUGAGAGAGUACUUACUUCACCUCAAGAUACAAAGGUGACUGUUCAAGGCGCUAAGGGCGAUUUCUUAAACUUCUGUGCAAAUAAUUAUUUAGGAUUUUCUAAUCACCCCGAAGUGGUAGAAGCAGCCAGGGAUGGUUUGAAAAAAUAUGGCGCUGGUCUCAGUUCAGUUAGAUUCAUUUGUGGAACACAGAUUAUACAUAAGGAAUUAGAACAGCGUUUAGCCAAGUUCCAUGGCCGCGAAGAUGCUAUACUAUACGGGUCAUGCUUCGACGCGAAUGCUGGACUUUUCGAGUCUAUGCUUACCCCUGAGGACGCGGUGUUCUCUGACGCCCUGAACCACGCCUCAAUCAUUGACGGCAUACGGUUGUGCAAGGCACAGAAAUAUCGGUAUCCACAUAGAGAUUUAAAUGAGUUGGAACACUUACUGGCGCACAGCGAAUCCCGCAUCAAGCUGAUCGUUACUGAUGGUGUAUUCUCAAUGGAUGGGACCGUGUCGCCCAUUGCUGGAUUACGAACACUCGCGGACAAAUAUCGCGCCCUAUUGGCAGUUGAUGACAGCCACGCUACUGGUUUCUUCGGCGACACUGGACGGGGUACUGAAGAGUACUGCGGCGUGCUGGGUGCUGCCGAUAUAAUUUGUUCAACGUUGGGCAAGGCUGUGAGUGGCGCCGCCGGUGGCUACACUACCGGACCUAAAGAAUUGGUCACAUUGCUGAGGAACGUGUCGAGACCUUACCUAUUUUCUAAUGCCCCUCCACCGCCGGUUGUCGCUGCAUCGUUAAAGUCCUUAGAUUUGGUAGAGCAAAGUGAUGAUCUGAGACAACGGUUGCGGGAGAAUACAAGAAAUUUCCGUAGUGGUUUGAAGGCGGCUGGACUUACGGUGGCUGGCGAUGAUCACCCUAUUUGUCCUGUGAUGGUCGGCGAAGCGCCUUUAGCGGUGGAACUUGCAUCUGGAAUGUUAGAGCGUGGCAUAUAUGUCGUAGCAUUCAGUUAUCCGGUGGUGCCGAAAGGACUGGCGCGCGUAAGGGUGCAAUUAAGUGCCGCCCACACUCCCGAGGACAUAAAUCGCGCUGUACAAGCAUUUUCUGAAGUCGCUAGGAAAAUUGGUAUUGUGAAAUCUUAGAAUACAGGAAGUACUGCACUAACUAAUAUACUAAAAUUUUCUUUAAGAAAGUCUUGAAUUUAUAAAAUUGUAUUAUAUAACAAUUGUAAAUAUCAGUAAAUGUAAAAUGGUCUGACUGAAUAAAAUGUUAGGAAAGAUAA